UCAAAAAGUGAGCAAAUGCAGCAUAUCCUCUCGGCUGAAGAUCUUUAUCUUUAUAGAGAAUUUCAUCAGGGAAUGCUAGCGAAUCAGUGUGAUCUCAAAGUAGCCACUCUCAUCGUAGUGCUGCCCAAAUUAUUCUUAGUCCUACAUCCACCGGCUUCUCCAUAAAUACUGACACCAUCUCCGAAUGCGUUACACAGGGAAGCAGCGGUGCUUUCUUAGCCCAUUUGAAGCUGAAAGUCUGGACAUAAAGUUACCAUGGUGAUAUAGCUGAUUUAAAAGAGAGCCACCUUUGUACAAGGAAUGUACCAACUCCUCGGAGCUGAUGGCGUGCUAGCUGGAAAGAAUGGGGCGAGCGGACUUCAGGUGCAUAGAAUGUAAUGAACCGGCGACGGAGCUGCACAGAGACUACAGGAACGGCAUACUGAAGAUCACGUUAUGUGGGUCUUGUCAGAAGCCCGUGGACAAGUACAUAGAAUAUGAUCCAGUCAUCAUCCUGAUUGAUGCGAUCUUGUGCAAGACGCAGGCGUUCAGACACAUUUUGUUCAACACAAGCUUGGAUAUCCACUGGAAGCUGUGCGCGUUCUGCGUGCUGUGCGAGGCCUACCUCCGGUGGUCUUUGCUGCACAGUUCAGAGCCGAGCGGCCACCCUGCUGACAUCAUCAGGUACACCAAGGAAUGGGAAUUCUACGGCAUGGUUGCCUUAGCAUCACUGGAGCUGUCAGCGUUCUGCGGCGGCGUGCUGUGUUUCCUCUGGGCCGUGCCGGGUCGUCACCGGGGCCACCAUGUGCGGCUCCUCCUACGAGCGCUUCUGCUGUCCUGCUACGGCAAGGCGCUCCUCGUCCCCGCCGUCAUUUGGGAGCACGACUUCUCGCCGCUCUGCCUGGGCCUCAUCAAGCUCUUUGUGCUCACCUCCAACAGCCAGGCUGUCCGAGUGAUCCUCAACUGCAGAAGGCGUCUGGCGUUGGUGGCUGUCGGCGUGGGGCUGCUGUCAGAGAUGUUGGCCGCUCGGGCCUCUCAGAGGCUGGCGUGGAGCAUCCAGGACACGGAGGCCAUGUUUGAUUGAACACGUUAUUUAUUCAUCUCAGGGAGGAUGGACACUGGGAACAUCUUGAUGGAUUUUCUUUCAAAUGCGAAGCACAGACUUUUCUCCCCUCUGAAAUCAUGCUGGUACAUGAUUUUUUUCAAUUGACAUUUUGCUUCCUUGAAUUGAAAAGUUGACAUUUGCACCACUAAACACACCAAAUAACGACCCGAUCCAAUGAACUUUGACAGCCAUACAUUGCCUCACAUGUCAGUAAAGUAGCCCCUCGUUUAUGGCGGUUGACCGGUUCCAGAUCCGACCGUAAUAAGAAUUUCCACAAAGUAGGAUUCAAUAUUAAUAAUUGGAAUAUUUUCAUGUUUAUUUUCUAAAUAUGUUUUUUUUUUUACCAUUAUUAGAGCCGAGUAGACAUGAAAUAAAACCCCUAUAGUUGCCUUAACACUCUAAUUACCCGAUAUAGUAGACAUAAUAGAAAAUAAGCCAUCUCGGACAUAAAUAAGAUAAGAUAGACUCACACAUUAGCAUUGGCAGCAUGCUUCCUGAGGUGCUAUUAGCCCAUCAAUGUAGCAUUACUGGCACCUAGUGACCAGCGUAGAAUACUGUUUGUGGUUAAGGAGAGACUCACAAAGCACUUGAAUGGCUUUAUUAACAAGCAGAGAACACAUGCAGUGAGCAUUCACACAGGAGCUGCUGUCGGCCGGUUUGUACACUUCUAACCUGCUGCUAGCACUCAGCUACAGUCAACUCCAGCUAUCUUAGUCACACAUUUAGCCAUUGUUAAGCUUGAAAAUGCUAAACGUAGGCCAUGAAUAUGUACAAUUUGCUUAACUAUGAAUAUAUUUAUAUCCUAAUAAUAGACCACAUACAACUUUAACUGAUCUUUUAAAACCCGCCGUAGAGUGAGGGCAUGAUGUUCAAACUGCGAUACACCCGUCACAUUUCUGCAACUUUCUUUUUUGAGUCAACACUGAAGAGUACUGGCAACAAAAGUGAGUACACCGAGAGUUCUUUGCUACACAGCCCCAGUGUGGGGGUGGGGGGGGACGAAAUUCUAAUCCGUGUUAUUUAGCUGUAAAACAUUACGGCAUUUCUAGCAAUGUAUUGUGAUGAUUGUACGACUCUUGUUGUGAAGCUUUACAACACUUCCGGUAACAGCUUGCUUCCACAAAGCGAAAAUUGGUUGGAAAUGAAUAAUUUAAUUUCCAUUUUAAGCAUUUGGGCACCCCAUACUGCACAACCGUAGAAGUAUAAGGUGAUAUUGUAACUAUAGGAACAGGUUUUCAAUCCGCGGUGGUUGUGCGGCUCGUCUUUUCAAAAUAAAAUGCUAACAUCCGGUCGGUCGUGGCUAGUGUUGUUGGAAACACGUCUUUUAGGGCACCUGAAAGGAAUUAGCCAUUCAUCAGACGCUUUCACAUGUGUUCAGUGCUUGUCCUCUUAAGUAAACAUCGUCAUGUCAGGAACUUAAGGAAUGUACUGCUCUUAAUUUGAAGAUUCAGUGUCAACAUCCGCUACUAACUGAGGUUGACGCAGCAUCAUUUAAUCACAUUUAAUCCCUACAUGUUAAGAGUAUCUAAUGUAUACCAUCUGAUAAUUGCCCAAUGAAUCGGAGAAUGUUAUAAUUAAUAAUGUAAUUAUGUCGUUGAGGAACAACUUCAUACCAAAUAUGGGGUCAUAAAACGUCGCAAUCUUUUAUUUUUAACAGUAUAUUAUAUAUUAUAACGUAUUCAACAAAGGUACACAUAACAGAAACCAAAGAACAUAGCCACGGGUUACGUUAAAUAAAAACAUUUAAAUCAGAAAAAUUGUUGAAGUCCUGGGAGCCUUUUUGUUGGACGAUUUGUUUAUAAGUUGAAUAUAUUGCUCAACAUCUUUGAGGAAAUAAAUUUAAAUUGUUCUUUUACUGAUAUAUUUGCUAUUGUGGACGAAACAUUUGGCCACAAUAAUCAGUAAAACGGCGCAAUACUUCUACAUUAUCGCGGAAAAAAUCGUCGUUUUUUUCAUUUACGAGAAAAACUUUAUUCUCAUUUUUACUUUUCUCAUAAAUUUAUGUUUUAUUUACGAUAGUCGUCAUACAAGAAAAAAAGUUGUAAUUUUACAAGAAAAAAAGUGAAAAUAUUACAACAAUAAAGUUGUAACUUUAUGACUUUUUUUCAUAAAUUUACAACUUUUUUCUUGUAAAUUUUGGACAUUAUUCUCACAAUAUUACAAGGUUUUUCUCGAAAAUUUAUGAGUUUUUUCUUGUAAUAUUACGACUUAUUUUUUCAUAAUAUUACGGCUUUUGUUCUCGUAAAUUAACGGAUUUAUUCUCAAAAUCUCAAGAUUUUUUUUCAAUGUGGCCCUAAUACGCUGUCGUGUGAAACAGCACCCUCUAGUGGUUUACCAAAAGAACGCUAGGUUUGCCUCGUGGUGCAUAGUGGAAUUACAAGACAAAGCUAUUCACGGUAUUAAGACAUGAAAUCAUUGAUUCAAUAAAACUAAGAUGUUAAAAAUAGUAAUCCAAAAUAUAAAAGUACAUCAAAAUGAAAUAAACCAGCAAGCAAUGUGAAAUGUAUAAAAUGUAAACAGGCCUGCUGUGUGUUUUGUGCGUGUCGGUGCAGGUCCGUCCACGCGUGGCGGAUGACGGCGCACACGUGUGGAAUGUUUUUUGGGUUUUUUUAGCGUCCUCACCCUGGGAGGACCUGUUCCUGCCUUACCCCAAGCUCGUCUCUCCUUUCGGGCCGUGAGCGUUCUGUCCUUGUGACGUGAAACAAUCGAAAGGUGCUGAGCGGUUUAGAAUGUGGCCUCUGACCAAAAGGCAGCAGGUUUGAUCCCCAAGCUGAACGCUGGCCUGAUACAACACACCAUUACAUCAGCACAGCUCUUAUUUUGGAGUGAAACAGAAAUAAAAGCACUUUUAUAGCAGAAACGAGCGUGCUUGAGAGUCCAAGAGCAAAUAUUGGAAGCCCUGAGAGACUCUUUUAGAGAGUGCUGGUCCAUCACUGUGGCUUGCAUGCAGUGGUUUAAUCCCACUUAAUCAGAUUACUGCAACAACAACUUAGCCAUUUAUCAGGUUGGGGCGCCAGUGCAGCUAACUGCUGAAAAAAGCAGCUCAUUAUUGCAUUUAGUCACACAACCAGUUGGUUUGACUUAUAAACAAACUUGCUAGGCUGCAUGCCAGAAAAACAACACUACUUUGUUUUAUCAUUGAGGGUGUCACAAGACCUCGCAGGAUUAAAACAUGACGAGAUUUCUCCUUCAGAAAAAAAUAAGUCUCACAAUAAUAAAUUGUUCACACAAUAAAUGAAAAUGAACUGGAUCAUUUUGCCUGCCUCAAUAUAUUGCCAUGCGUGUCCGUUUUCCGCGUCUCUCUCGCCUCCAAACAGGCAGGGCGAGAGUUCACUCUGCAUUGCUUUCAGCACCUUAACGCUUCAUAGAACAACGGCUUGUCUUGUGAGUUGGGUGUCUACUGACACCCCUACUUACUAUAUCAUACAUGCUAGCUCAAGACGUGGAGAAAAACUACUAAACUAAUGAUUUUUUGAUGCGGAAACAGGAAAUGCGAUGCUAGUUUCAAAUGAGCCAAAGACUUUGAAGCUGUAAAUGAUUCCGAGCGUUUCUGAUUGUGCUUUCCAGCGACAUACGGGGCAUUACGGUAAUCAUAGCGACCGCGGCACAGCCGCCCCGGGAAGACGAGGCCUUGAUACAAAGCAGAGCGGGGGUUUGUUUAAAGUGUGACGGAGGGGGACAGAGAAGCAAGCUUUCUAUGGCAAAGCUCUGCAGAAAAGUCGUAUUAAAUGUUGUAUUGUUUUUGUGUUUUGUCAUGUUGUUUGUGGCAUUUUUUGUUUUGUUUUUGCUUGAUUGCAGGUCGCCUGGAAAGUAAACGAGGGGGAACAUAUUCUUGAUAAUCAGUGUUUUCUGGUUCAAACU
Dunckerocampus dactyliophorus (ringed pipefish) is the source of this 4945-nucleotide messenger RNA. It is a transcript of the gene arv1, whose product is annotated as ARV1 homolog, fatty acid homeostasis modulator. NCBI's taxonomy places the organism in Eukaryota, Metazoa, Chordata, Actinopteri, Syngnathiformes, Syngnathidae. Gene Ontology annotation, cellular component: Golgi apparatus; cortical endoplasmic reticulum. The transcript is spliced from 6 exons. The record is from RefSeq and is a predicted model, not a curated record. Gene Ontology annotation, biological process: sterol metabolic process; intracellular sterol transport; regulation of plasma membrane sterol distribution. Bases 344 to 1063 code for a protein of 239 amino acids.